AUGACGUCAUCGGCCGCGCUGGCGGCGGCGGCGGGGGUGACGGGCGAGUGCCUCUGGCUCACCGGCGUUCGCGCCCUGACGACAACCCAUCCGGAACCUCUUCGGCUGGAGGCGUUUUCGCGCUGCCAGGGGGACGCCCUCAUGCGCGCCAAGCGGGUUGUGCGGGAGGAGUGGCCCCAGAGGGUGGGGUCGACCAUUCACGUCGCUCUGCGGCGGCAACUACCCGAGGACGGCAAUGCCUCUCAGCGAGCAGGAGUAGGGGGUGGAGCUGCAGCGGAAGCCCAAUCGCUCGAUCAGGUGGGAAGAGCCAGGAGUGGCGGUGGCGGUGGUGGUGAUGGUGCAAGUGGUGGUGGUGGCGGUGACGGUAGUAGUGGUGGCGGUGGUGGUGCUAGAGGUGAUGGUGGUGAUGGUGGGAGGGGGAGGCGGUGA
Molecule: messenger RNA, 429 nt
Organism: Ectocarpus sp. CCAP 1310/34
Lineage: Eukaryota; Phaeophyceae; Ectocarpales; Ectocarpaceae
Source: the annotation of a GenBank genome assembly